AUGCCUGAGGGUCGCCAAUCUCCUCCCCCUGAGCGCCAGACUGGCGCCCAGCAGCAAGAUCCCCCCGCCUCCGGCAAGGGAACCGACGACGCCUCCAACAAGGACAACGCCAACAAGCAAUCUCUCGAGUCUCUCUCUUCGAACCCCAAGGGCCCGUUGGACGACAACUUGAAAGAGAAAUUCGCCAAGACCCAAUAA
Colletotrichum higginsianum IMI 349063 is the source of this 198-nucleotide messenger RNA. RefSeq lists its product as uncharacterized. The record is from RefSeq and is a predicted model, not a curated record. The coding region runs from base 1 to 198 and encodes 65 amino acids. The transcript is spliced from 2 exons. Lineage: Eukaryota; Fungi; Ascomycota; Sordariomycetes; Glomerellales; Glomerellaceae.